CGUGCAGAACUCCGUCGAAGAAGAAAACGCUUCUGCUGGUCGGUGGAAAACGAAGACAUCAGGUUCGGCUUCGUCGCACUUUGGCACGACGAGGAAAACAACCAAGAUCGAUGAGGAGGCGUGGAGACGAUUAGAGCAACAGGCGGAGAAAGAGUACAAGGAGUACAUGGAAAUGCGAGCAGAGCAAGAAGCGAAUUACAGUCAGAAAAAGCAAGAGGUUCACGCCCGUUUGAGGGAGGAAAUCGAGCAAACCCAGUUCCAUUGUCUUGACAAGGUGGACGCAGCACUGGCCAGGAGCGGGCGCGAGCCUGCGAGCAAAGCGGCCACGGCAAAGCUGGCGGGGACGAGACGCAGGGAGAUCGAACAACUACUGAAGGAAACCAAGCCAAUAUGGUCCGGCUGUUUAGCGGACAAGUCGUGGCAGGAGAGCGUGCUGCACUUGGAGUUUUUUGCCGUGUUUCUGAUGGCACGGGAAGCCAUGUGGGGGCACAAACUGCAUUGCGAGGAGCAGCAAAAGCUGCUUUUCUCUGCAGCGGCUCGCGCGAUGGCAUGGGGCGGGGACUUUUGGCGACAGCAG
This is a messenger RNA of Amoebophrya sp. A120, 577 nucleotides long. The record is from the annotation of a GenBank genome assembly. Lineage: Eukaryota; Dinophyceae; Syndiniales; Amoebophryaceae.